UUUGAGGGAAACAAUAAGAACUUAAUUUUACAAAAAUUGUUUCUAGAAGUUUGAUUCUUAGCUUAACAUCUUUUAAUUAUUUUUGUGGCAAAUCAUUUCUAAAUCUGAAUGUGACCUGUGUAAGCAGCAUAAUUUGUCACUGAUAAUUUGAUCACAUGAUCCUUUUCAUGUAAUUUUUCAUCACAUUUUCACACCCUUAUGGUGGGGCCCACAUAAAAUCUGAUCCUGCUUGGUGCAGAGUGUCCACUUGAAAUGGAAUAUGAACAUUCCUUCUUAGCCGUUAGAAGCACACAACACAUGCCCAUAACUUCCAUUUCCAAUUAACUUCACUAUAAAAUAUAUAUGCAACUAAAUUUCUAGUUUCUUGGCUAUCCUAUUCACUAUUCAGAAUUCUUAUCAGCUAGGCCUGUGUCUCCUCCAAAAUGGAAACAUUAAUGGCCAAGUUAAUGGUUCUGAUUCUUUUCCUAUCCAUGAUUGCAACAAAAAGGGUGUUUGCUGAAUAUGAGCAAUGGUGCAUAGGCAGCAUAGCUGAUCCGCAAAGCAGCGACGAUGAGUUGCAGGCAGCGCUGAACUGGGCUUGUGGAAGUGGAGGUGCAGAUUGUAGCAAAAUCCAAGUGAACCAACCAUGCUAUUAUCCAAACACUUUGAAAGACCAUGCUUCCUAUGCCUUCAACAGCUACUUUCAGAAGUUCAAGCACAGAGGUGGUUCUUGUUUCUUCAGAGGUGCUGCCAUUACAACAGAAGCAGAUCCUAGUCAUGGUUCUUGCCACUUUGACUUCAUUCCCUAAUUGGAACUGUCACUGAAGACUCAAAAAUAGCUGCAGCAGAAUCUACAGCUUAGAUUUUAUUUUUUCCUUUCUUUUUAUUGAGGCUGUGUAAAUUGUAAUCCCCAUCAAGCAUUGUGCUCUUGACUCUAUUCUUAAUUAAUUGAGUUUAAUCUCAGUCUAAGACUGAGAAAGUUAUUAAAUCUUAUGCAGAUUAGUGUCCAAUAUCAAAGAGCUAAAUGAUAUGCUGCAAAAUCAUUUGAGAUUUCAUAGCCAGUAUGCUGCUGCAUGGGAAUUUACUUUAAAUAUGGGGGAAAUGAAAAGAUUGAAAGACAAUAAGUGUGCAGGGAAGCUUCACAACUAACAAGGAUUCCCUUUGAAUGAUGAAAAUCAGAACCAUUUCAGCUUAGGAAUAAAUUAACAUCAAUGCACAUGUAUAAUUACAAAAACAAAAAAGGAAACAAUGAUAGAUCCGACAAGCCACAUAUAACAGCCAUCUAGUCACCGAAAAUGCCC
This is a messenger RNA of Arachis ipaensis, 1280 nucleotides long. Its product is annotated as glucan endo-1,3-beta-glucosidase 4. Lineage: Eukaryota; Viridiplantae; Streptophyta; Magnoliopsida; Fabales; Fabaceae. The record is from RefSeq and is a predicted model, not a curated record.